AUGGAACUUCGCGACCGAGGUAUUGCAUCUACCAAAACACGAUACUCAGCCGACGGACCAGGACUUUGGACGCGACGGGUCCCUGACAACGCGCCAGCUCCCGAAGCUCGCAAUCGUUCUGAAACGAAUUCGCAAUCACCAGAGAGAAGAACGAAACGGAAACGUGAGGUAGAUAAUAUGCGUCCCAGGAGAAAUAGGGCUGCCGCGUCUAAAAUUAGCACGACAAACAGUGCGAGCGGCAACGAAGAACAAGUACGAGCGAAUCAGGAUCAGGAUCAGGACAAUGCAGAGAUAAGACAAGCGCCGGAAAGUAUGAGCGAAGAAAGAUCCAAUGGAAGAGAAGCCAGCAAUGGAGAUUUCUCUUCAGAUGAUGGGAAUGACAGGCGCUUCUCAUUCAGCAAUCAUAGGAACGAGCCAACCUUUCUCGAUCGCAUCAAAGUUCUUCCCGAAAUGCGCGACCUGCCAUGGCGCGACGGUCAGGCAUUACCACCGGAAAAAUCUACUGAAAGUCAACGCGUCCAACAGAGAGGUGCAUGUAUGGUAGCCACUAGAGGGAGAAUUAUGGCAAAACCAUGGAAUCAAGAUGCCAGAGCUUUGAGAUAUGCGAAUACAAACGACAAUUCAUCGAAACGAAAAAGAUCAGAACCCGAAAAGACGGCAGCUGAGGAUGACAAUAACAUAUUCAAUAGAUUCAAUUCACCCGGCCAUUAUGUCAGUCCCUAUCCACCGCUUCCAUCAAUACCGCGGCCACCGUUAAGAACCCCAGGACUGAAGGAAGCUCAAGAGGCGGAAUUGGAUUCUUUGCUACAAGCUCAAAUUGCCCGCGAAGAAUUCGAUCAAGGCAAUAUAGAUGAUGGAGAAGCAGCGGGGAAUAGGCAGCAGGCGCGAGCGACUCCAAUAGUAAUGCAUCGCCCACGAUUCUAUACUGGUGAACCACAUUCAAUGAGACAACUUAUACAGCAGGGAGGUCCACCUCCUCCAAGCAGACAACUUCCCCAGCCGAUAAAUAACAUCCCCAAUGACCAGAUAGCCAGAAGUCCUGUCCCGGCAAUCGGUCCUCAUAUGAUGGAGAGAUCUCUUAUUGGCGAAUCUUCGAAGAGUACACAGAGACAAUUUUUUACUGUUAUAAGCGGAGUUCAAGGGGGACUUCAACAACUUCAAAAGGAGUUGAAUUCGUUAAAGGCAGUUCUUGGGUGGGACAUUGAGGAUGAAGAACUAGACGCCAGCCGUCGACAAAACUCAUCCUCACGAAGAAAUACUCGAUCAGGUCCAUGA
This is a messenger RNA of Sclerotinia sclerotiorum 1980 UF-70, 1275 nucleotides long. RefSeq lists its product with no specific name. The record is from RefSeq and is a predicted model, not a curated record. The transcript is spliced from 2 exons. The coding region runs from base 1 to 1275 and encodes 424 amino acids. NCBI's taxonomy places the organism in Eukaryota, Fungi, Ascomycota, Leotiomycetes, Helotiales, Sclerotiniaceae.